Cebus imitator (Panamanian white-faced capuchin) is the source of this 6137-nucleotide messenger RNA. It is a transcript of the gene DGKD, whose product is annotated as diacylglycerol kinase delta. Gene Ontology annotation, biological process: lipid phosphorylation; intracellular signal transduction; diacylglycerol metabolic process. The coding region runs from base 19 to 3663 and encodes 1214 amino acids. Gene Ontology annotation, molecular function: protein heterodimerization activity; ATP-dependent diacylglycerol kinase activity; protein homodimerization activity. NCBI's taxonomy places the organism in Eukaryota, Metazoa, Chordata, Mammalia, Primates, Cebidae. The record is from RefSeq and is a predicted model, not a curated record. The transcript has 31 exons.
GCGCGCUGGCCCGGCAGCAUGGCGGCGGCGGCGGGCGCCCCUCCGCCGGGUCCGCCGCAACCGCCUCCGCCGCCGCCGCCGGAGGAGUCGUCCGACAGCGAGCCCGAGGCGGAGCCCGGCUCCCCGCAGAAGCUCAUCCGCAAGGUGUCCACGUCGGGCCAGAUCCGACAGAAGACCAUCAUCAAAGAGGGGAUGCUGACCAAACAGAACAAUUCAUUCCAGCGAUCAAAAAGGAGAUACUUUAAGCUACGAGGGCGAACGCUGUACUAUGCCAAAACAGCAAAGUCAAUCAUAUUUGAUGAAGUGGAUCUGACAGAUGCCAGCGUGGCUGAAUCCAGCACCAAAAACGUCAACAACAGUUUUACGGUCAUAACUCCAUGUAGGAAGCUCAUCCUGUGUGCCGAUAACAGAAAAGAAAUGGAAGAUUGGAUCGCAGCAUUAAAGACUGUGCAGAACAGGGAGCACUUUGAGCCCACCCAGUACAGCAUGGACCAUUUCUCAGGGAUGCACAAUUGGUACGCCUGCUCCCACGCGAGGCCGACCUACUGCAACGUGUGCCGUGAGGCUCUGUCUGGGGUCACGUCGCAUGGGCUGUCCUGUGAGGUGUGCAAAUUUAAGGCCCACAAGCGCUGUGCUGUGCGUGCAACCAAUAACUGCAAGUGGACCACGCUCGCCUCUAUCGGGAAGGACAUCAUUGAGGAUGCAGAUGGGAUCUCGAUGCCUCACCAGUGGUUGGAAGGAAACCUGCCUGUGAGUGCCAAGUGCACCGUGUGCGACAAGACGUGUGGCAGCGUGCUGCGCCUGCAGGACUGGCGCUGCCUCUGGUGCAAGGCCAUGGUUCACACAUCGUGUAAAGAAUCCUUGCUGACCAAGUGCCCACUUGGCCUGUGCAAAGUGUCAGUUAUCCCACCCACGGCUCUCAACAGCAUCGACUCCGACGGGUUCUGGAAGGCCAGCUGUCCUCCGUCUUGCACAAGCCCACUACUGGUCUUCGUCAAUUCAAAAAGUGGGGACAACCAAGGUGUGAAGUUCCUCAGAAGAUUCAAACAGCUGCUGAACCCUGCCCAGGUCUUUGACCUCAUGAACGGAGGCCCACACCUCGGCUUACGGUUGUUCCAGAAGUUUGACACAUUCCGGAUUCUGGUUUGUGGCGGGGACGGAAGUGUUGGCUGGGUCCUCUCCGAAAUCGACAGCCUCAACCUUCAUAAACAGUGUCAGCUGGGAGUUCUGCCGCUCGGCACGGGGAACGACCUGGCCCGAGUGCUGGGCUGGGGCUCGGCCUGCGAUGAUGACACCCAGCUCCCCCAGAUCUUGGAGAAGUUGGAGAGAGCCAGCACCAAGAUGCUGGACAGGUGGAGCGUCAUGGCGUAUGAGGCCAAGCUCCCCCGGCAGGCCUCCUCCUCCACCGUCACCGAAGACUUCAGCGAGGAUUCCGAGGUGCAGCAGAUUCUCUUCUAUGAAGACUCCGUUGCAGCCCACCUUUCUAAAAUCCUCACCUCGGACCAGCACUCAGUGGUCAUCUCCUCGGCUAAAGUGCUCUGUGAGACAGUGAAGGACUUUGUGGCCCGAGUGGGGAAGGCCUAUGAGAAGACGACCGAGAGCUCAGAGGAGUCAGAGGUCAUGGCCAAGAAGUGCUCUGUCCUGAAAGAGAAGCUGGAUUCCCUUCUCAAGACCUUGGAUGAUGAGUCCCAGGCCUCGUCCUCUCUGCCCAAUCCACCCCCAACCAUUGCUGAGGAGGCUGAAGAUGGAGAUGGGUCAGGCAGCAUCUGUGGCUCCACUGGGGACCGCCUGGUGGCAUCGGCCUGCCCAGCCCGGCCACAGAUAUUCCGGCCUCGAGAACAGCUCAUGCUGAGAGCAAACAGUCUGAAGAAAGCGAUUCGUCAGAUCAUAGAACACACAGAAAAAGCUGUUGAUGAGCAGAAUGCCCAGACCCAGGAGCAGGAGGGCUUCGUCCUGGGCCUCUCUGAGUCGGAAGAGAAGAUGGACCACCGAGUGUGCCCACCACUGUCCCACAGCGAGAGCUUUGGGGUCCCCAGGGGGAGGAGCCAGCGCAAAGUGUUGAAAUCCCCGUGUGAGAAGUUGAUCAGCAAAGGAAGUCUGCCCCUGGGCAGUUCAGCUUCCCUUCCACCCCAGCCGGGAAGCCGGGAUAGCCUGCCUGCACUCAACACCAAGAUCCUGUACCCAAAUGUCCGGGCUGGAAUGUCUGGUUCCUUACCUGGUGGCUCAGUCAUCAGUCGCCUGUUAAUUAACGCUGAUCCCUUUAACUCCGAACCAGAAACCCUAGAGUACUAUACAGAGAAGUGUGUCAUGAACAACUAUUUUGGCAUUGGCCUGGAUGCGAAGAUAUCCCUGGACUUCAACAACAAACGCGACGAGCACCCGGAGAAGUGCAGGAGCCGAACCAAGAACAUGAUGUGGUAUGGAGUUCUUGGAACCAAAGAGCUGCUGCACAGAACCUACAAGAACCUGGAGCAAAAGGUCCUGCUGGAGUGUGACGGGCGACCCAUCCCCCUCCCCAGUCUUCAGGGAAUUGCUGUCCUUAACAUCCCCAGCUAUGCCGGAGGAACCAACUUCUGGGGUGGCACCAAGGAGGAUGAUACUUUCGCAGCUCCGUCAUUCGAUGACAAGAUUCUGGAGGUGGUUGCCGUUUUCGGCAGCAUGCAGAUGGCCGUCUCUCGAGUCAUCAGGCUGCAGCAUCACCGGAUCGCCCAGUGUCGCACGGUGAAGAUCUCCAUCCUUGGGGAUGAGGGCGUGCCUGUGCAGGUGGACGGAGAGGCCUGGGUCCAGCCGCCAGGGUACAUUCGGAUUGUUCACAAGAACCGGGCACAGACGCUGACCAGAGACAGGGCAUUUGAGAACACCCUGAAGUCCUGGGAAGACAAGCAGAAGUGCGAGCUGCCCCGCCCUCCAUCCUGUUCCCUGCACCCGGAGAUGCUGUCCGAGGAGGAGGCCACCCAGAUGGACCAGUUUGGGCAGGCCGCGGGGGUCCUCAUUCACAGCAUCCGAGAAAUAGCUCAGUCUCACCGAGACAUGGAGCAGGAACUUGCCCACGCCGUCAAUGCCAGCUCCAAGUCCAUGGACCGUGUGUAUGGCAAGCCCAGAACCACAGAGGGGCUGAAUUGCAGCUUUGUCCUGGAAAUGGUGAAUAACUUCAGAGCUCUACGCAGUGAGACGGAGCUGCUGCUGGCUGGGAAGAUGGCCCUGCAGCUGGAUCCGCCUCAGAAGGAGCAGCUGGGGAGUGCUCUUGCCGAGAUGGACCGGCAGCUCAGGAGGCUGGCGGACACCCCCUGGCUCUGCCAGCCCGCAGAGCCUGGUGACGAAGAGAGCGUGAUGAUGGAUCUUGCCAAGCGCAGUCGCAGUGGUAAAUUCCGCCUCGUGACCAAGUUUAAAAAGGAGAAAAACAACAAGAACAAAGAAGCUCAUAGUAGCCUGGGAGCCCCGGUUCAUCUCUGGGGGACAGAGGAGGUUGCUGCCUGGCUGGAGCACCUCAGUCUCUGUGAGUAUAAGGACAUCUUCAUGCGGCACGACAUCCGGGGCUCUGAGCUCCUGCACCUGGAGCGGAGGGACCUCAAGGACCUGGGCGUGACCAAGGUGGGCCACAUGAAGAGGAUCCUGUGUGGCAUCAAGGAGUUGAGCCGCAGCGCCCCCGCCGCCGAGGCCUAGCCUCCACCCUCUCAGCCUGCGGCCUCCACAUUCCCGCCGCCGAGGCCUAGCCUCCACCCUCUCAGCCUGCGGCCUCCGCGCCUCCUACCACUGAGGCCCUGGGCGGACGCUGCAGCCCGCCCCCUUCUCAUGGUGCUACUUCACUCUGUCAGCUACAGAAAGCCUCCGUGACACCGUCCACCAGAGCUCUGGGGUCUCGAACAUAACAACACAGCUACCUUUGAAAUAACACCUUCUCCAGCUCAGAGUCACCUGGGGGACAUGUGUCACGGCCACUCAGCCCUCGCCCACCUGUGUUGCGGGCCAGGGAAUCCGGCAGCGUCUGGCCUCUUGGGCACCGCUUGCCUGGCCUCAUGCUCAGGUUGUCCCGGGGGCUCCCCUCCGUGUGUCCUUCCAGGCCACACUGUGUGGCUCCGCCUCCUGGCCCUGGGGCUCUCAGAAACGUGGCUGGGGUCCAGCCGCCCUGUGGCUUCACAGCAGCCUGCAUGGCCCUGUUUGUUGAUGCAGCUUUUGUUGUUGAACAAAAGUCGUGCUCUCUCCUGGUUUGAAAGUAGCCUGGAUGUUUCCAGGCCUGUUGAUGUAAUUUGACAUGAUGGGAAAAGAAACCCCUCCUGCGUGAGCCAAGGCAGUGGGAGCAGUUUCUCAGGCCGGGAGUCCCUCCCUGGGUCCACAGAGCCUGCGCACCUCCCUCCGCCCCUCCCCCACUGCCUCUGAGCUGUGGGCUGGGGACGCCUCCCCUUCUGUCUCUGGACAUUGUAGGCCUCGAGUCCAGCUUGGGGCCAUGAGUGAGACCGAUCGCCAGCUGCGUCCCCGCAGAGGAUGUGUGUCCACAUGAGUUCAGUGUUUUUGUGUGGAAAACGCUUCCUGGCUCUGGGAAACUCUUUCUGCCCGUUCUGUGGUUCCCAGGGAGUGUGGCCCUGGUGGGCAGGGGUGGUUUGAGCUCUUCACCCUGUCCUGAGUGUCUCUGCCCCUGCAGUGGCUUCUUGUCUUCUGCUGCUGGGCCUGGUGUCGCUGGAAGUGCUGGCCGGGACUUUUGACUUGAUGGUCCACGCUGCUCCUGCCCUGCCUCUGAACCAGCAGAUGACGGUGCCAGAGGGCAGGGAGCUCCCCUGGGGAGACUGCAGGGACAGUCCCCAGGCGGAGGACGCCCCUGGUCCUCCUGCGCAUGACUCUGUCCCUUUCCCCCUUGAUAGUCAUCGUUCACAGGGGCUCGUAGAUGUCUGGAAAGAGGUUUCUGGAACCCCAACCCUGGUGUGAGGAGGAAAUAGCUCUGGCCUGGCUGCCUGGCUGUGGCUCCAUGCCCCAAAGAGGGCAGUGUUGGAGUGUCUGCCGGCGCCAUCCCAGCCCCUUAGUCAGCGUCGCUCCGUCUGCUGUGCGGAGGCAGGGCUGCACCUGCAGGGGUGGCUUGGAUGGGGCUGGUUUGCGGCAGCCCCGGCCCUGAACAGGUGGCAGUGACCAGCGCCUGGCCCACCUCUCACAGCCCUCUGUCCCCUCUACAGUGCCCCCGGGUGGGCCCCUCCGCGUGCCUUGGGGUGCUCCCCUCUGUGGUCCUUCUGGGCUGAGGCCUCUGGAGCAUGCAGGCUGAGCCGGGCCUUGGGUUCCCCCAGCGCAGCGUCCUGUCGCUGCGUGCGUAGUGUUGGGAUUUUGGGAUGAAACUUUCCCACGCUGUCGGUGGACUUAGCUGCUCAUGUGGGUGGAAGGUGGUUGUGUGUCACCUUUUGCACCUGUGAUUGUUUCUGCACAGGACGUUGUGGAUGGAGGUAAAGCUGGCCAUGGCAGUCGCUUGGUUUCCCAGGUGGAACGGGUUGGCCCAGGGGAUGAUGGCAACCUGGCCCGCAGUCCCUGUGUUACCAUUGGCCCUGCUGGCCUGGUGUCGGCACCCUGGGGCUCUUGGGGUCCCAGAACAAGCCGGAACUCGGGUGAGGAGGGGACAUGAGGAGAAGCAGCCGACUGUGGCUUCAGGGACAUCAGGGUCACCCCACGUCCUCAGUGUCCUACUCCUGGCAAGGAGUUGGGUUUGGGUUAAAAGUGUUUAAUAUGUUGUCAGUGAUUAAAACAACACUGUUUACAUAAAAACCAUUUUUCUAAUUCUAACAAGUUAGAAGUGAGAAAGGAAUGAACGGGAAUGUUCAGGGAACGGCCCUUUGCUGCUGGGCUGGCGUCCCACACUGGGGUGUCCUUGCUGUCCGGGAGGCUGCUCCGCUGCCCCGGCCCAGGUCCCCUUUUGCCAUUGCCAGACAGGCCUCACGGUCUGCUGUGCAGAGGAAGGCAGGAAGGAUCCCUGAAGCAUCUUGGAGAAAAGGUUCUGUGCCCUCAGGUGGGGCUUACUCCCCCUCGUAUUUAUAAUCUUAAUUUAUAUAGUGACCACCGUGGAAACAAAUGCCUCUUGUAUUGUUAUGUACAUAGUCCAUGCCUGAGUGCUGUACAUAAGUUGUUCUGUGUAUAAAUAAAACGAGCCUGUUUUUGAUCUUCCA